Molecule: messenger RNA, 969 nt
Organism: Scylla paramamosain (green mud crab)
Lineage: Eukaryota; Metazoa; Arthropoda; Malacostraca; Decapoda; Portunidae
Exons: 4
Coding region: 1-969 (322 amino acids)
Source: RefSeq, a predicted model, not a curated record
AUGGAGAUUGCUGAUGAUGUAACCACUGUUGUACUCCAUCAUCACCACAGCUACUAUGAGGUCAAGCUUUCCUUUUGUAGCUCCGAGGUGCUUCAGGCAGUGAAGCCAUAUGCAGCUGUGGAAAGAGUCUGUGUGACUCCCUGCAGACAUCUCUUCACUAAUUCCAGCUACUCAGGAACAUCAAGGGACUUUGACAUAAGAGUGGGAGUACACCAGGAAUCAGCUCUUAGUCCACUACUCUUUAUCACAGUAAUGGAGGAGGCUACUAAACUGGCAAGAGGAGAUGGCCCAUGGGAGCUACUCUAUGCUAAUGAUUUGGUAUUGACAGCAGAAUCAAGGGAAGAAGUGACUGACAUGUUUAAUAAGUGGAUGGAGGGGAUGAAGCAGAGGGGACUGAAAAUAAACAUGAAGAAGACAAAACUAAUGGUGACCGGAAAUGAAGCUAGAGAAAGAAUUCAGUCAGGAAAAUGGCCAUGUCUGAGGAAUCUCAGAGGGGCGCAGAACUUUGUAUGUCCAAGAUGUGUGCAGGAGGAGGGUGGUGGUGACAGUGGUGAUGAUGAGGAUGUCGAAUUGGAGGUGUGUUGGAGGAGGUACAACAGUUCUGCUACUUGGGAGAUAUCUGUAUCUCAGCCAGAUGCUGAGAUACAUGGCAGGAGUGAGGUGCAAGAUGGGAGCUCUAGCAGUGAGGUGGCGGAGAUGUGUGGAGUUGAAGACCUUUCUGUUGAGCUGAGGAAGAGAAGACUGAGAUGGUUCGGACAUGUAAGAAGGGCAGAGGGAGGGGUGUUGAGCGACGUGGAGGAGGUGACGGUUGGAGGCCAACGGCCAGUGGGAAGGCCAAAGAAAAAGUGGAGGAAGUGUGACGGAGGAUAUGAAUUUGUUGGGAAUAGAACAUAUGGUACAAGAUCGCCAGUUGUGGAAAGCAGUCAUCGCCCAUCCAAUCCCACCCUAAUGGGAAAAUGUGGACAUUAA